ACGCUUCGUUGUCAUCCGAUGUCGUUGUCACCACCAUGUAGGCCGGACUGAAGAACAACGAGUUAGUUUUUGUUGUUGCCGUCCCACAUGUGAAAGUGCGCGGGUGGAAAUAAAUAAAACCGCAUUCGUCGUGUCCGCAGAUCAGCACAAGCCGAACGGAGCAGAUAGUGUCGUGUUGAUAUUCUAAUUGUGAUCUAGAUCUGACCGAGUGUAGUUUCGUUGCCAUCGAUCGCGGGCAGUGAAAGUGUUAACGAGUUAAGAUAAUUGCAACGUAAUACGAGAAAAAAAUAAUUGAGGGAAAAACAAUGUCGCCACUUCGCUGGGGAAUCGUCACUGCUGGAACGAUCGCACAUGAUUUCGUGUGUGCCGUCUCGACACUACCGGACACGGAUCAUAAGGUCGUUGCCGUGGCAGCUAGAGGAUUGGAACACGUGCAAACAUUUGCUGAAUCACACGGAAUUCCGGCAUUUUACGUCGGCUGCGAAGCACUCGCUAAGGACCCGAAAGUUGAUAUCGUCUACAUCGGUACGGUCAACACGGUCCACUACGAAGUGGCCAUGAUGAUGCUCGAUGCCGGUAAGCAUAUUCUCUGCGAGAAGCCCCUAUGCGUGAACGAAGGCCAAUCGAAAGCCUUGCUGGACUAUGCUCGUGCGAAGAAACUGUUUUGCAUGGAAGCAAUCUGGUCGCGGUUCUUCCCGGCUUAUAACCAUCUGCGGGAUCGGAUCAGGCAGAAGAAUCUCGGCGACAUAAAGGAAGUCAAAGUAGAGCUGGGACUACCCAUUACUAAAGUGGACCGUAUCCGUAUGAGGCACCUCGGCGGCGGAACGGUUUUGGAUUUGGGAGUGUACAACAUCCAGCUUGCAUUGUGGGUGUUCCAGGAAUUCCCGGGCGAGAUCGUAGCCGAAGGAAAAUCGAACGAGGAAAAUGUUGACAUUGAAACGAAUGUAAAGCUUCGCUUCCCUGGUGGAGGAGUUGCCACAAUGAAGGCCAACGGUGUAAAGCAGCUGUCUAACACGGCGGUCAUCACUGGUACCAAAGGGACAAUCACUCUGUACGAUUUCUGGUGCCCAACCGAGCUAACCGACAUCGAUGGAACGGAGCGAUCGUAUCCCCUGCCACAGUCCAAAAUAGAAUGCAUUCUGAAGAAUAGCGUCGGGUUGCGGUACGAAGCGGACGAGUGCAGGAAGCGUAUUCUGGCCGGCGAGCUGGAGUCACAGAUUGUUUCCCACGAGGAUAGCUUGAAUGUGGCCCGUGUGCAGGACACCAUUCGAAAGCAGAUCGGCGUUGAGUACGCAGAAGAUUACACAUUCAAACCACAGAAAACUAGUCAGGUUUGAGUUUAUGGUGUUGGGUUCGAUCCAAUAGAGAUUGUUGACUUAUCUUAUGGAAAGUAAUGGGAUGAAGGACAAUCGCAAAAGUGCCAAACCAAAUUAAUGCGUGUAC
This is a messenger RNA of Ochlerotatus camptorhynchus, 1443 nucleotides long. RefSeq names its product trans-1,2-dihydrobenzene-1,2-diol dehydrogenase-like. Bases 306 to 1337 code for a protein of 343 amino acids. Gene Ontology annotation, molecular function: nucleotide binding. The record is from RefSeq and is a predicted model, not a curated record. NCBI's taxonomy places the organism in Eukaryota, Metazoa, Arthropoda, Insecta, Diptera, Culicidae. The transcript has 3 exons.